AUGGCUCCUGUUCAACGCCAUCCUUCUCUCCCGAGAAUGACUCGCUCCCUCUCCCGUGAUUCGGGUCCUACUCCUCGGGGACCGACGUUCUUCGAACCGAGCGACUUCUUUGACAUCACCCAACACAUUUUACAGACCACCAACGACCACAUCCAGAAGAGAAUUGCUAAGCUGCAGGCCGACACCGUCCGGCUCAGGCGAGAGCUGCUGUUGCUCCAGCGCCAUGUCAAGGACUUCCGCCACCCUUUCUUCGAGAAUUGGGAGGCCGACAUGCUGACCCGUCUCAUCGAGAUUGCGCAUACUAAGCAGUACCGAAAGCUGGCUCCGGGGGUUGUCAUCGGCGACGACACAAUUGCCGAGCGCGAGACUCUCUCACGGGCAUACAGCAACGCUGCCAAGAAAGUCCGUGUCGAAACCAUUAACAAACUUGGUCUCUCGAAGGAAUAUCACCAAGCUCUGCAGCGGUACGACGAGGUUGCCGCCUACCGAAGCCCAAACCCAUUCCAAACAGAGUUCGCCUUUGCCAAGUGGCUGGUUGAGGAGAAGGAGAACAUGCCCGACAUGUACAAGUUCUGGGCGAAGCUGUUCCCGGUGUGCUAUGGCCGGACUGUGGAAGAAAGCGCUUCCAUCUUCUAA
Molecule: messenger RNA, 636 nt
Organism: Penicillium alfredii
Lineage: Eukaryota; Fungi; Ascomycota; Eurotiomycetes; Eurotiales; Aspergillaceae
Exons: 3
Coding region: 1-636 (211 amino acids)
Source: RefSeq, a predicted model, not a curated record